AUGGAGAGCACGUUAGAAAAGAAGAUCGAGCAAGAACAGAGCCCUAGCACCGAACAAGGGGGGUUUAAUUUCAGGGAGAGGCUCGAAGCCGGCAAGGCCACCUACAGGAAGCCGGCGGAGCAGUCCAGAGAGGUCCUAGCCGAGGCGGCACGAUGUCGCGAGGCACGCAAGAAGCCCAAGUUGCCGGCCAAGGACGAAAAGCGUGGCGAUGUACCCGCCAGUUGCAAGAGCGCCGUCACCUCUUCCCGCCCAACGCCCGAGGCCGAGGCCGCGCCCGAGGGCGAGCGCAACUACGACUUGCCCCCCUGCCUGCGCUGCAUGGGCAAGAACCUCCCCUGCUCCUUUGUCCACAACCGCAGCGCCGGAUCUGACCUCGUCUGCACCUGCUGCGAGCGGCUGGGCCAGGGCGUCUUUUGCAUCCAGUUCGCCACAGCCCGCGCCGGUAGGUACUACGGCGUGGACGAGGUGACUUCAGUGUGGCUGUGGCCGGCCGGCUGGCGCAGCGACGACGUGACUCGGCAGCUCGAUGCGGUAGAGGUUUUCGUGCCGAUUCCGGAUUUGAGGUACUUGCCGGACGAGUACGAGGCUUUUGUCCAGACGGCCGAGUUCCUCGUCAACGGUGAGCCAAGUCCGAUGGUUGCAGAUCGUCUGGGUGACGGCCUGAUGCUGGCUGAUGUGGAGAAUUGGACAAAGAUGAAGAAAAAAUUUCGGUAUGGCAAGGGUACUUUCGGCAGCUUCAGCGACAGCGGAAAGAUAGGCGAGAUGAGGAGAACCAGCAAAAGGUAA
Molecule: messenger RNA, 786 nt
Organism: Pyricularia oryzae 70-15
Lineage: Eukaryota; Fungi; Ascomycota; Sordariomycetes; Magnaporthales; Pyriculariaceae
Exons: 2
Coding region: 1-786 (261 amino acids)
Source: RefSeq, a predicted model, not a curated record